Molecule: messenger RNA, 1916 nt
Organism: Leptinotarsa decemlineata (Colorado potato beetle)
Lineage: Eukaryota; Metazoa; Arthropoda; Insecta; Coleoptera; Chrysomelidae
Gene: Lim1
Product: LIM homeobox 1
Biological process (GO): regulation of transcription by RNA polymerase II; neuron differentiation
Cellular component (GO): nucleus
Molecular function (GO): DNA-binding transcription factor activity, RNA polymerase II-specific; zinc ion binding; RNA polymerase II transcription regulatory region sequence-specific DNA binding
Source: RefSeq, a predicted model, not a curated record
UCUGAUGGGUUCGGCGUCCGAAGAUGAUGAUGACGAUGACAACAGUACGGCGUCUUCAGUUUUGAAACAUCAUUCAUUACAUGGCUCCCUUCCACCUGCACCUGGAGAAACGAACAACAAUUCCUUGCCUCAUUCAGAUAUCAGCAGCUCAAUAGGACAGGAUUCGAAAACAGGCCAGGAUGACUCCGAAGAUCAAACGUCAUUGGACGGCGACCCAGAAACAAGAGAUUCACAAACGGAAAACAAAAGUCCUGAUGAUAGUGGAGCUGGGUCGAAACGCAGAGGGCCCAGAACGACGAUUAAAGCAAAACAGCUGGAAAUACUAAAGACUGCCUUCUCUCAGACACCGAAACCGACUAGGCAUAUACGAGAGCAGCUUGCGAAAGAGACUGGAUUACCAAUGAGAGUUAUUCAGGUGUGGUUUCAAAACAAAAGAUCCAAAGAGCGACGAUUAAAACAGUUGACGUCGAUGGGUCGGGGUCCAUUUUUCGGUGGUUCAAGAAAAAUGCGAGGCUUCCCUAUGAACCUUUCUCCUGGAGGCUUAGAAGACGGCCCACCAGGAUUUCCGUAUUUCGCUGAUGGUAAAUUCGAAUUCGGCUAUGGAGGCCCACCUUUCCAUCCUCAUGAUGGACCGUUUUUCGCCGGACACCAUCCGGGAGGAGGACCUGGAGGACAAGGUUUACCUUUUGGACAAGGAGGAGGACCAAUGGAUCACUCAGGACCAAUUUCUAUGGGUGCUGGAGACUUUGGAGGAAUGCCUAACGAACAAAACCAAUUCAUGCCACAACAAGGUCCAGGACCUGACAUGAUGCAGGGUAAUGGUGGCGGUAGGGGUGGAAGUCCCGAAUUCAUGUCUCCUGGAAAUUUCUCUGACAACCCCCAGCAACUCAGUGAAGGAUUGGUGUGGUAGCUGGCAAAGGCUCUGGCGAAAAGAGCCAGAGAAUGAAAUUUUUAUUAUCAGCGAAGGUGAUAGCUAUCGUUCAAUGAUCUACGUUGAAUUGGUGUUUAUGGAGAAAAGUCAAGGAUGCAAACUGAAUUCGAGUUGAGAACUAUUCCAAACAGUUUAUUAUUUCUGAUCAUUUACAUUUCAUGUAGUUCAUAUAUUAUGCCAUUUCUGAAUCCUAGAAAAUCAAAAAUUUAUUGAAUAAUGUUUGUUACACCCAUCAACGCACUGUACACAAAAUUCAAUUGAAGCUUAUAUAUUUCUGGAUUGACCCAUAGUUUUCGUAAUAUUUUGCAUAUGUUGAAUAUUUGGUAACUCCGUGCAAUUUGAAUAUUUGUGAAAUGGAAUUCACCUGUUAUCUGUUUUUAUUAAAAAUUGUUUGUACAUAUAAUUAGUUUAAAAAUAGUAUUUGUUUCAUAAAAUAAUGAAAUUUGUAAAUACUCCCCCACUAUUCAUUAUUUUAUAGAACUCUUCUUGGUCCCGUGUAAUGUUUUGUACAUUUUCCAAAUCCUAAACUUAACUAAGUGCCAAGCAACAUGCAGAAUGACAUUUUCAUUGUUUCAUAUAUCUUACUACAUUACGAACCCCAAGCAGAAAACUCACAUUAUUCAGGGCUGCUCUGCUAUUUUAUACUAUGAAUCUGUCAGACUGUUAAUCCGUAUUUAUGUAUAAAAACUAAUGUACUAUUUAUAAAAUGAAUGUAUAAAGAACAAAGUAGUUAUAUCCUUGUAUAUAUUUGGAGUAUUAUUACAUGUUAUGUUGAAAUUAUUGAGAUACUUUUCUCGAGAAUAUCGACCUGUUUGCAUGUAGCAGGUUGAUUUUCUUGAAAUAUCAAUGCAGAUACUUGCCUAGUUGUCGUACAAAAUAUUUGUACAAAACUAUUAAUUGCUGUAAAAAAUCCAUCCGGAUAUGCAUAUAUUAGUGUAAAUUGUUAAUAUUAGAUGUCUUAAUAAAUCACACAUUCUAUAUUAAA